GACCCCGUCACUAGAGCUGCCGACACCCUGCAAUUUGGAAUAAGAAUAGCCAUGGAGUUAUAUUCCAUCCAGUGCCAAUCCGUGGCUGCGUUUAGAUUAUAAAUCUCCCUUCUCUUGCGGCUGUGACGAAGUCGACGUGGGCUCCAGGCAUUGGCUGGCUGCACUGCACAGCCGCCGACCUUAAUCAUUGCCCCGCCUGCAGGAUGAGGGGAAGAAGCAGAUGGUGAGACGACAGGGUCAAGGAUUGGGUACAUUAAGAGGUCACUGACCACUUCUGAGAUGGAGAUUAAGUGGAAGUGAGUGUUGAGAGUAGAUUUUGUUGCCAUUCGUUUUCUCGGUCGCAGAGAAUCACAACGCAACAUGGGAUCGGAAGAGAACGGUGUAGACGGUGAUCAUUCAGAUGUGCCUGACGCAUCUCAAGUGCCAAUUCAGGUGCCAGAGGGCUCUGCUGGAAAAUCCCAAGGCAUCGUCGAUGAAAUCCAGGCUCUGAAAGCGAAACUCUUCCAUCUCGAAAGUCAAAUCCGCAAUGGCGACGCACAAACACCACAAAAACCAUUGCCAUCCAUAUCGCAGGAGACAGCCGACUUCAAGCGGAUGGAGGCGUGUCUGUACCGACACCGGAAAGAAUGGGCGAUGAAGAACUCUAACCUAGGAGAUAUCACCAUGCUCCUCGACCCUCGCCCGUAUUAUCCGGAGCAGGCGCCUGCGACAGGUCCGUGGAGCUACCAUUGGGACAUCUAUGACCAAGAGAGUUACUUUCGACCGGAUCCCUUUGACCCUUCUCACCAAUGCACGAGUUUGGAGCAUGAUGAACGGCCAACUCCGCCGGACGGGUAUGACCGUGCGAUAGACUACGGGCAUCGCAGGGAUCGACUACGCAAGCAUUUCGAGUGGGAAAUGGACCGGCUCUACCUGGUUGAGGAAGUCGAGGCGCGUCGACGAGCCAAGCUUGAGGAGGAAAAGGCGAAACAGGAAAAGGAUCAAGCACCAGGAACAAAAAACACAUCCAACUCCAAAGGCCGAAGGAACGGGAGGACAGGUUCGACGGACCUCAGUCCGGGUUCUCCCAACGGCGAUGUCGACGAGCCCAAGAUCAACAGGCUUGAAUGGUCUGCUUUCAGGCGAUUGACGAAGGAGGCGCCGGAAGAUGCGUGUAUCAUCGAUAUCCUGGUCGGGGACCCGGUUCUCGACGACGCCAUGUCCGAUUUCCCGCUAUGGUUUGGUUCAGCACUUCGAGGCCAGAAGGUCCGCAAACCCCAGGAAACAAGGGGCUUCGAUUCAUUGCCUCCUGGACAGGCGCCGAUGCCCGAACGCAUCCGCAUCAACUCGGAGAUCCUCAUCAGCAUCCUCCUCAAGAUUCUCGGGUCGGACGGCAACGCCCUGGUCGCUAACGAGCCGAUUGUCUUCAUCAGGCCUUUCAAAGCGCUUACGUACUGCCAACAGGCUAUACGAGACUGGUGCAUGGCGCUCGAGAGGAAGUAUGGCUCUGUGUCUACAGCGAUACAGAAGCCUGUCGCUGAAGAAGAUACUUCUCAGAAUAGCACCUCCAAUCCAGAAAGCUUGACUGAUACAACCUUGGAACCUUCGAUUGACAGCCAGGGCACUGCCUCUUCUCUACGCUCUCCCCAGGUUGAUGAUGGCAAUCGUGAUGACCCCAGCGACCAAGUAGCGCAUGUGGAGGAGAAAGAAAAGGUGGAAGAAGAGUUAGAGCUGGAGGACGACGACAACGACUACGACGACGACGACGACGACGACGACGACAUGACCAAAUCGCCCUUGGCACUGAAGCAUCUCCAGUGCCUUGUCAGCUUUCUAGACUCCGAGAUCUCCGCCAAACAGAAACACCUGGCCAGCUCCGAGUGCCGGAAGGUCUUCUUCUCCGACCUCUGGCACCUCUUCCGGCCCGGAGCGGAAGUCAUCGGCCAUGGUGGGAAACAAGCGUAUCGGGUGAUCAAGGUUUCUCUGGCCAAGCAUCGCGUGAUGCCAUCCUGGCAGGCACGAUGGUAUAACAACAACAAAAAGCAGGACACACCCUUCAGCAUCACCUGCGUGCACAUCGACUUCGACGGCAAGUCUCUCGGGCCCGUCCAGACCGUCUUCGAGUUCAAGCGGUUCGAGGGCGAACGGGAGAUCACCUCUCUGGAAGUGUAUCCGUUGCGAUUCCACCCGGUCCGGCGGUCUGACUUCACAGAGGCAGAGUGGACUGAGAUGGAGUCUAUGCCCGCCAGUGAGAGACACCGGAGGAAGCUCAUCCGCCGGGGAGCCAAGUUCCUCGAGGUGGCCGCCAUCAAACACAUGUACUAUGCCGGGCCUACGCUGGUCUUGCGCGACGAGGUGGAGAGCCCCGUGGUGAUCGACUUUGAGACGGCUUUUUCUGUGGAAGACAAGGAGCAGCAGCAAUGGCAGCCUCGCGUGGAGAUGGCGGUGGGCAACAACAACACCUCGACGGAAGAGGAGUACGAGGAGGACCAAACGUGUCACGGAGCCUGCUGCCAGAAUGACAACGUCCAUGACGACAGCUACGUUGAGGAGAAACAGCGCGAGCAGUACAUCGGCGCCUUGUUGCCCAAGGACAAUGCGGUCGAUGAGCAGCCCUCGGUGGCUAUCAUCCCCAGACUGCUCGACGAGCUCAAAAGUGCCCCCGGUGGUACGUCUAUCAUCACCGACGACGAACUGGUCAUCAUGUCUUACCGGGUGUUUGGCUUUGUCCUGCGCAACCGCAAAUGGGCAAACCUCGAUCUGUCCUAUCUGACCGAUAUUCACCCGCCGCAGAACGAAGACAAGAAGGAGACUAAGCCCAAGCCUGUGACGGCCUUCGAUCAGCUCGUUCUAGAGGAUGGACACAAGUCGAUGAUCGUCUCGCUCAUCGCACAGCACUUCCGAGAUAAAAAGAUCACCUCGGAGCAGGGAGAGCAGGUCGAUAUUGUGAAGGGAAAGGGAAAGGGGUUGAUUCUACUUCUUCAUGGGGCUCCUGGAGUGGGCAAGACAUCUACUGCUGAAGGAGCAGCUGAAUUGUUCAAAAAGCCACUGUUUCAAAUCACCUGUGGUGACCUUGGGACCACGGCCAAGGAGGUCGAGAAAGCCCUGGAGACCAACUUUGCCCUUGCGAACAGAUGGGACUGCAUUCUGCUUCUCGAUGAAGCGGAUGUCUUUCUCGCAGAGAGAACCAAGGAGGACUUUAAGCGCAACGGCCUGGUUGCGGUCUUCCUCCGCGUGAUGGAAUACUACGCCGGCAUUCUGUUCCUGACGACGAACCGGGUCGGAGACUUUGACGAGGCCUUCACCUCGCGCAUCCACAUCAGCCUGUACUAUCCCGAGCUGAACCAGAGCAAGACCGUGGACGUGUUCAAGAUCAACAUGGAUAUGAUCGAAGAGCGGUUCAACAGGAGAGGGAGACGGAUCGACAUUGACAAGAUGGGGAUCGGCAACUUUGCCGGCCAACACUUCCUCGAACAUCCCCACGCACGCUGGAACGGCCGUCAGGUCCGCAACGCAUGCCAGACGGCGCUGGCGCUGGCUGAGUUCGAAGCCCAGGGAAACAGCCACCAGGCCAUCCUCAACCCGGACGCCGUGAUCAAGCUCACUGUCGAGCACUUCCAGGUCGUUCAGAACGCUUACUUGGAGUUUACCAAGUAUAUCAACGAGCUGUACGGGACCAGCGCCGCGCGCCGCGCAAAGGAGGCCCGCCGACGAGCGCUCCGGAUGGCUGACGACGAUGACGCCGGCAUGGGAGGAGUUUCGGAUUCGGAUCGAAGGAGGGCCUUUGCCAUGGCCUCUCAAGCCCAGCACCACCGGCAAUUCACCCCUCAACAACAGUACCAUUACCCUCAGGAACAACCCGCCCAGCCGGCGGGCAUGCAUCAAAAAGACCAGCGAUACGCGUCGCCAUAUCUGAGCGGUGCUACUUCCCCACGGCCCGCGUAUCCAGAUCCUCGCAGUCACCUCGGGGUCCCGUCCAGCCAGAAUUGGAAUAUCCCAACCAGAUCGACGCCGGCUACUUUCCAGAUGUCCACAGAGGAGCACCAACAGCAGGACACAUCACCCUUUGCAGCACAGCAUCAACCGUCAACCGUGGCCCAUACCCCGGCCUUCCAGCAUGGAAUCCAAGAGAUAUAUGCAGCAGGCGGCCAACAGAGGACGGGCGUAUCGCCUGUGACGGUUGGCAACCCUGUUUUGGGGCAGUGGUCGGACAGUCAGUCUGGUGCUUUUUGAGAUCUUCCAUAAGUUAAAUCUCAUCGUAACCUAGGACUUGUUCAAGUAAUGGUAAAAAGCAUAAAUUUAUAUUCUAUUAUUUUCUUCUAUUCGGUAUGAAAACCCCCAGUGACGACUGCCCGCGUCUGGAAAUCUUCCAACGAGGGACUCCGUCUGUCAGAAGAGUCGUGCGGAGGACUAGCCCCCUCCUCGCUGAUAUGGAACUGCUUCUGUUCCCAGAUCUGCAACGGUUCAACAGGUGCCAUGUACUCCGUGCUGUCCGUUGCGCUAUGCAGCUGGGACCGAUCCGUGCGUAAUUUCGACAGAGGCAUUGAGAGGCCACCACCACCACCGCCACCACCACCACCG
Molecule: messenger RNA, 4560 nt
Organism: Penicilliopsis zonata CBS 506.65
Lineage: Eukaryota; Fungi; Ascomycota; Eurotiomycetes; Eurotiales; Aspergillaceae
Exons: 6
Coding region: 361-4212 (1283 amino acids)
Molecular function (GO): ATP binding; ATP hydrolysis activity
Source: RefSeq, a predicted model, not a curated record